UUUCAUUUUCACUAGCUUUCUUAUUUUGAACACAAUCGAAGAUACAUAAUACUCAGAUGAUCGUUUUAGAAGACUUCUUCGCGGCAAAUGAGGCGUCCUGAGCACAUAACUUCCGUAACGAAGUCUUGCAAACCAUGAACUUGUAACCUGUUCUAUUCCCGCCCACCUUCACCUCCCUUGGAAAUCCGGAAAGUGUAGAGCAUACAUUCCCAACAUGCAAUGCGAAGAAGCCAAAGAUGGCCGUAUCAUCUGUUCGCUGGUUGACGGUCCGCUGCAGGCUUUGUCUGCCGUUGUCGGAUCGGCGGGCAGAACCAUUUGGACAAGCCCAUAGCUGCAGAUUUUAUUCCGGAAGUGCAGCCCUCCCCAAGGCUGAAGGACCUGAUGUAACAGGGAUUGAGAAAGUGGUCAUUCCAAAAAGGAAAACUUGGGACAAAGUGGCCAUUCUUCAGGCACUCGCAUCCACAGUAAACAGGGACACCACAGCUGCUCCUUACGCAUUUCAAGAUGAUCCUUAUCUCAUACCAACAUCCUCUGUGGAAUCACGUUCAUUUUUAUUGGCAAAGAAGUCCGGGGAGAAGGCAGCAAAGUUUAUUAUUAACUUACAUCCCAAAUACUUUCAGAAGGAUAUAGCUGAACCUCAUAUACCGUGUUUAAUGCCUGAGUACUUUGAGCCUCAAAUUGAAGAUAUAAGUGAAGCCGCCCUGAAGGAACGGAUCACGCUCAAAAAAGUCAAAGCUUCGGUGGACAUGUUUGAUCAGCUCUUGCAAGCAGGAACCCCUGUAUCUCUGGAAACAACGAAUCGUCUCUUGGAUUUAUUGUGUUACUAUGGUGACCAAGAGGCCUCAACUGAUUAUCAUUUUCAACAAAGUGAAAAAUCAAAGGAGUUGGAAGAGGCCACAGAGGAAACUGAUGAGAAAUCUAAGAAGAAGGCUGGUCAUCAGUUUGGAGUUACUUGGAGAGCGAAAAACAAUGCUGAGAGAAUCUUUGCUCUGAUGCCAGAGAAAAAUGCACAUUCCUAUUGCACAAUGAUCCGAGGAAUGGUGAAGCACCGAGCUCCUGUGCAGGCAUUAAACUUAUACACCGAAUUAUUAAACAAUAGACUCCGUGCUGACAUACACACCUUCAAUGCAUUGAUUGAAGCAACAGCAAUGACGAAUGAGAAACUUGAGGAAAAAUGGAAUAAUAUAUUGGAACUGCUGAAACAAAUUGUUGCACAGAAGAUGAAACCAAAUCUACAGACUUUUAAUACCAUUCUGAAAUGUCUCCGAAGAUUUUAUGCAUUUGGGAAACUGCCAGCCUUACAGACCUUACGUGAAAUGAAAGCCAUCGGAAUUGAACCCUCACUUGCAACAUAUCACUACAUUAUUCAGCUGUUUUAUCAUUACGACGCCCCUUCAAAAGGAUCGUCCCUUGUGAUCUACGAUAUCAUGAACGAAUUAACGGGGAAGAAAUUUUCCCCACAGGACCCGGAUGAUGAUAUGUUUUUUCAGUCAGCCAUGAGAGUUUGCUCCUCUCUCAGAGAUCUGGAACUUGCUUACCAAGUGCAUGGCCUUUUAAACACUGGAGACAACCGGAAAUUCAUCGGACCUGAUCACCGGCGUAAUUUCUAUUAUUCCAAGUUCUUCAGUUUGCUUUGUCUAAUGGAACAAAUCGAUGUCACCUUGAAGUGGUACAAGGACCUGAUCCCUUCAGUCUUCUUACCCCAUUCCCAAACACUGAUAGAUCUUCUCCAAGCUUUGGAUGUGGCCAACAGGCUGGAAAUGAUUCCUCAGAUCUGGAAAGAUAGUAAAGAAUAUGGUCACACUUUUCGCAGUGACCUGAAAGAAGAGAUUCUGAAGCUCAUGGCAAGAGAUCAGCAUCCAGCAGAGCUCCAGGUGGCGUUUGCUGACUGUGCUGCAGAUAUCAAGUCUACUUAUGAAAGCCAGGAUGCCAGACAGACCGCUCCUGACUGGCCAGCGAACGCUCUGAACUGUAUAGCGGUCCUAUUCUUACGGGCGGGGAGAAUCCAGGAAGCCUGGAAGAUGUUGGGGCUUUUCAGGAAGCAUAACAAGAUCCCAAGAAAUGAGUUGCUGAAUGAGUUUAUGGACAGUGCAAAAGCCUCCAACAGCCCUGCCCAGGCCAUUGAGAUCGUGAAGCUGGCGAGUGCCUUCAGCUUACCUGUCUGUCAGGGCCUCACCCAGAGACUCGUGGCUGACUUUGCCAUCAGCCAGGAACAAAAGGAAGCCCUGGGAAACCUAACUGCAUUGACCAGUGACAGCAGCAGUGACAGCGACAGUGACAUCAGUGAAGGCAAAUAAAAGUGGCCAAUCAGGAGCAGCUGGGGCCUGGCUGGCAUAGCCACUCUAAUUCCACUUGAGAACUGAGAUUUUACUAUUUAACCAUGAUAUGAAUAAAACAAGAAAUGUCGAGCUGGUGAACUUUGAAAUGCAGUUGAUACAGCACUGACUUGUUCAGGUUAAAUUCCUAAUCCGAUACUUAACUAAACCGCCCAUUCAGGGUUUAAACCGAAGCAGCACUACCCUGUGGUCUCCUUGGACACACACUCCGAGCUGCACAGGACCCGAUGAGCAUAUGCUCAGCACCUGCACGUUCGCCUCCGACUUCUCAUGGCUGUCAGCUGUCGCCGGGUGGCUCACCCUCCCGGUGGGAACCUCAGCCUGUUGGCUGAUGCUGUGACGCUGCUGGUUACUUCCUCCACCUUAGAAACGGUGUCUAAAGGAGGUUUUCAGUUACAUCACAGUAUCCCAAUUUCAGGGAUAUUUAGAUGUGAAAAACUUGCACAUCUUAUAAUCAAUUAAAUGACAAUGGCAGGAGUUUAGGCUGCACAACUGGGAAAAUGAAGACUGUAAAUAAAUACUGUAAUUAAUGUC
Rhinolophus ferrumequinum (greater horseshoe bat) is the source of this 2870-nucleotide messenger RNA. RefSeq names its product pentatricopeptide repeat domain 3 (gene PTCD3). The record is from RefSeq and is a predicted model, not a curated record. Gene Ontology annotation, biological process: mitochondrial translation. The transcript has 24 exons. Gene Ontology annotation, cellular component: mitochondrion. NCBI's taxonomy places the organism in Eukaryota, Metazoa, Chordata, Mammalia, Chiroptera, Rhinolophidae. The coding region runs from base 237 to 2297 and encodes 686 amino acids. Gene Ontology annotation, molecular function: ribosomal small subunit binding; protein binding; rRNA binding.